AUGUCUGGCUCCAAGUCAGUAUCGGGUGGUCAUUCGGCGGAUCAUCACGCCGCGUGGUGGGAGGCACCAUGGAAAACUAUGGCUGACCUUGCAGAAGCGGUAGACGAUCUCAUAUGUAGUUUCGACUAUAUGGACACAGCCAUGGAUAACCUAGUGAUGCUUAUAUUCAUAUGGAUUCUAUUCUCAAUAGUGUUACUUGGUAUCGCGAAGUGGGCUUACGGAAAGUAUGGAAAGAAAACUGAGGAAAAGGUGGAAAGAAAGAUAAACGAUGAACCGAAAAAGACAGCGAACGAAAUCAUCACUAGCGCAGAUAGUGUGCUAGCGACUAGUGCUAAGAUAAAGAGUGGUGCGUUCAAACCCAGCAAGCCAUCGAGCUUUGUUCCAGCAACUCCGCCGGCGGUCAAGAAGCGAAUGGGCCGCAUGUCCCCGGGGCCAGAACAACUGUCAAUGAGGAAGCAUCAGAGCAUCAUAGUACCGACUUGUACGGGCCCAGAUGCGCCGAGCGUUCAAUGGGUGAAUGAAUUAUUGACGUGGUUAUAUAAUGAUUUGGUUAUUGUGAAUGAACUUGUGCAGCAAUGGAUUGUAUCCAUGAACGAGUUCUCCAAGAAGUCGGUGGAAGAGGUGAGUUACUCUUGUUUUUCAGCGUUGCGUUAA
Molecule: messenger RNA, 654 nt
Organism: Pieris macdunnoughi
Lineage: Eukaryota; Metazoa; Arthropoda; Insecta; Lepidoptera; Pieridae
Source: the annotation of a GenBank genome assembly